AACACUGGUGGGGUUAGCGGUUCGGAGAGGGGGAGGAAUUAAAUUUCACUCAUAGUUAGUGAUGAAAUUUGGUAUCUAAUUUCCCUGGUCCAUAGCACUUCGUUCUUGGGACACCGCCCCCUUCCGCGGCCACUCAAGUUUCUUCAUUCUCCAAUCCCUCCGCAAAACUCCUUCAAAUCACUCCACGCCUUCAUCGCGGCCACUUUUCCCAGGCUCAAGCGCAGGGGAGGCAGGGCUUCCUGAGCAAGAGGAGAAGCAUCAUUACAGCCGUCGACCAAUUGCAGCGCGGCUCCUCCCAGCGGUUCUGAUUGAAAUUUGCGCCCGCGGAAGACUUUGCAGGGAAUUUGAGCAAGUGUGAGGGGUAAGCUUGCCGCGUCUGUCCCGGAUCGGACCUGCCUGCAUCCACGGGCUCCACCGGGACUGAGCCUAGCUGGGAAAGGUAGCGGCUCGAAACUGCAGCCAUGAGUGAGGUGCUGUCUGUGGAAUCAAUGGCAUAUCUCUACAAAGCUCUGAGCUUCCUUCAGGAUCUCUUUGAGUCAAUGGGGAUCCCAGAAGACCAGAGGCUAGAGAGGACAGAAGGGGUGAAAAGCCUUUUGGACGUGAUAAUUGCAGAGGAAGAGAAUAAGAAGAUGAGGCUUCUGGAAAGCAUAGCAUUACAUCGAAAACAACUAGACAGUCUGUGCUUUGAAUUAAAUGUGGAACAUUUUCAAGAGGAAGAUGGCAUCGCCAUGCUGCAGCUGGAGAAGGACUUAUGCAUCCAGCUGGAAGUCAGAUUAAAGCAGAAGGAGGAUAGGAAGCGUGAGCUGAAAAGGCUUCAAGAACAAGACCAGGCCUUCUGCGAGCUGCUCCACACCACCCCCUACAGCAUGGGCAGGGACUCGGUGCCCAGCUUGGAGGAGCUGGACCAGUUCAGAUGCUACUUGGCAAGCCUGGCUGAAACAAAGGCAUGCAGACAGGAGGAAUUUGUCAGCGCAAAGAAGCAGAUCCUACUCCUUGUGGAAGAGUUAGAUUAUACCCCAGACACAAGUGUUGAAAAGGAUGUUUUAUGUGAAGAUGAAGAUAUCUCUGAUCUGUCAUUGGAAAAACUUGCAUCUCUGCAUGACCUGCUUCAUCAGUUAGAGGUGCUGAGAGCUGAGAAUGAGAUUGUGUGUGAAGAACUACACUCUCAAAUCCAAAAGCUCUGGGACAAGUUACAAGUUCCUUAUGAGGAGAGAGAAGCCCUGGCUACAUUCAUGACUGGGUCAAUACCCAAGAGGAGAAAAGCGCUUCAGUCAGAAGCAGAUCGGCUGGAAGAGCUGAAGAUUCAGAACCUGAAAAAAGUGAUUGAAGCUGUCAGAGAGGAGCUGACUCUAUAUUGGGAAAAGUGUUUCUACAGCCAGGAGCAGAGAGAAAUCUUUGCCCCCUACUAUGAUGAAGACUACUCAGAGACUUUGCUCCAACUCCACGAUGCUGAGGUGGUGCAGUUGAAACGUUACUAUGAGGUGCACAGAGAGCUCUUUGAAGGCAUCGAGAAGUGGGAAGAAAACUGGAAGCUCUUCUUGGAGUUUGAGAGAAGAGCUUCAGAUCCAAGUCGUUUUAUUAACCGCGGUGGAAACCUCCUGAAGGAGGAAAAGCAAAGAGCCAGGCUCCAAAAAACUUUCCUUAAGCUGGAAGAGGAGUUGAAAGCACAAAUUGAACUGUGGGAACAAGAAUAUUCAAAGGACUUUGUGGUGAAUGGGCAGAAAUUCAUGGAGUAUGUGAUGGAGCAGUGGCAGAUGCAUCGUUUGGAGAAAGAGAAAGCAAAGCAGGAGAGACAUCUAAAGAAGAGCCAACAGAUAGAAGUUGAAAUGUUUUAUGGCAGUACACCUAAAAUUCCUAGCAAGAGGGAAAGCCUGGGAUCCAAAAUAACAGGCAAAGUUCUCAAGUCAUCCUGGAAUAUUGGUUCCCUGGGGCAAAAGACGCUGAAUACCAGCCAACGGGAGCACAACAGGACCAUUGACUUGGAUGAGACUAUUCUGAACAAUGGAUAUUCUCAGCUAUCCCCACUCCAGGGAAACUUCCAGAUUCAUUCUGUUGCCAGCACGUAUUCUGAAUUUGUGGAUGGUUCUUUUGAUAGAGGAAGGGUGAAGAAUAUAUUUAGAAAUGAAGGUGAUAUAAAAACAGAAGGUAUCAAUAAAAUUAAAAAGGAGAAAAAACUUGAACUUCAGAAUUGGAUCUUUCUGAGACAGGUUGGCUGUAGGAAGAGAACCUGCAUCACUUUUCCAGUGGCCACCCUGUUCUCUUGGUGACCAUCUCAGUCCUUUCUUUUGUGGAAGGAACUCACUUUCCUUCCAGCUUCUUAUCUGUCAGAUCUCAGGCUUGUGUGGCAGUCCUUGCACGUCCCUUCUUUCAGAGUGACCUAAUAAUAUCUGCUGAUUUCAUUAUCAUCCGAGUAGAGCUUUAUAAGAGCCAGUCCUCUCUGACUCACUGGGACAGCCUCCUAAAUUUAGGAAAACCAACAACAAAAACCCUAGUUGUUUUUUGAGUAUUUAACAUUUAAAAUCUAGUUUUCUGUGGAAACAUGUUGCUCCAAUUUAAUGUAGAUUUUUAGCCCUGCUUAGAUGCACCAAAGCAUCUUAAUAGAAGCUUUAUUUAGUAAGGGUCACCUCCUCUAGCUGUAACUGAAUUCCAUUAAAAGAAUAGCA
Phascolarctos cinereus (koala) is the source of this 2663-nucleotide messenger RNA. The record is from RefSeq and is a predicted model, not a curated record. Lineage: Eukaryota; Metazoa; Chordata; Mammalia; Diprotodontia; Phascolarctidae.